GGCAUUGAUCUCCACCUCUUCCUCUAAUCCGCUUCUGGAGCCCCACUUCCUAAAUUCCUACUUAGAUAAAGGGGAUGAGAUCACAGAAUCAGAACCUUGGGCCUUAGAAUCGGCUGGUCUGGCCCCCUGGGAGCAGGCAGGAAUCCCCAGCAGCCUGCUCAGCCAGCUGCUUUCCUAAGGUCACCUUCACAUCUAACUUUGUAUGAUCAUCAGUAACUUUCCUUUUUUGUUGUUUCCUCACCUGUAAAAGCGGGGGUUGGACUCCUGUGAUAUUCUUUGGUUCUAGAAUGAUUUGGUAAAGGGACCUCUUAACGCCUUGGAUACUGCCCAUAAAUACUUCAUGACGUUCUCUUAGGCGGGUGUUACCAUUACAUUCCGUUUCUAAAGCAAUGUCAGGACAACAGAAAGGAAUAAGAACGGCCUGCAGCUGUCCGUCUUUGUUCCAGGCCAGAAACGGUCGUGGCUGAAAUGAGUCGCCGGGCGGCCAUAUUUGUUUCUGGCAGGUGAGGGCCGCGGGCGCUGAAGCCGCGCGCAGCCAUGAUGAGUGUUGGCACAGGACCCGCCGCGGCCGCGGGCGCCGUUCAUCUAACGUCAGGGCUCUUCGUGCUGAUCCCGCCCACUGCAGUUUUAAACCAGCGGUCCCAGGGUUCUCCUGGCCUCUCUCGGCCCCACACCCCGGAGCUGGCGAGGCCUGCAGCGAAGAUAGAGAGGAAACCCGGAAGUGGUGAGGUCCUCCGAGCACGUGAUGGGGGAACCCGCCGACGCCGUCACGUGACCCGCCGACCUGCUGCUCCGUGGUGCGGAAUGUUCAGCUGCUCUUAAAGGGCACAGACCCUCCCGGUCCCAUCGGAGCCGACUCCGAACGUGCGCUGACUUUGGACCCCUGGGGACCCUGAACUUGAUGCCAUGGGAGGCAGCGCGGGCUCGCGGCGACGCCUUUCAGACUCCGAGGGAGCGGUGACGGCCCAGGAACCUCGGGAACCUCGGCCCCCGCCGCCGGACCGGCAGGGCGCCCAUUGGAAGAACGCGAUGGGCUUCUGGCUCUUGGGCCUUUGCAACAACUUCUCUUACGUGGUGAUGCUCAGUGCUGCUCAUGACAUCCUCGGCCACAAGAGGGCAUCUGGAAACCAAAGCCAUGUAGACCCAGACCCAGUCCCCACCCCCCACAAUAACUCAUCUCGCUUUGACUGCAACUCUGUCUCCACAGCUGCGGUGCUCCUGGCAGACAUCCUGCCCACGCUCGUCAUCAAAUUGCUGGCUCCCCUUGGCCUUCAUCUGCUGCCCUACAGCCCCCGGGUUCUCUUCAGUGGGGUUUGUGCAGCUGGAAGCUUCAUCCUGGUUGCAUUUUCCCACUCGGUGGUGACCAGCCUGUGUGGUGUGGUCUUGGCUAGCAUCUCAUCAGGUCUGGGGGAGGUCACCUUCCUCUCACUCACCGCCUUCUACCCCAGGGCUGUGAUCUCCUGGUGGUCCUCAGGUACUGGAGGAGCAGGGCUGCUGGGGGCAUUGUCCUACCUGGGCCUCACCCAGGUGGGCCUCUCCCCCCAGCACACCCUGCUGUCCAUGCUGGGCAUCCCCGCCUUGCUGCUGGCCAGCUAUUUCUUUUUGCUCACAUCGCCCGGGCCCCAGGACCCUGGAGGGGAAGAAGAGGCAGAGAGGGCAGCUCGGCAACCCCUGAUGAGCAGCGAGGCCCCUGAGACCCCCGAGGCCCCCGAGUGGAAGCCAGACUCCAGCCCAGGCCUCUCCCUUCAGGAGAAGUGGACUGUGUUCAAGGGCCUGCAGUGUUACAUCCUCCCGUUGGUCCUGGUCUACUUUGCUGAGUACUUCAUCAAUCAGGGGCUUUUUGAGCUCCUCUUCUUCCGGAACACGUCCCUGAGUCACGCUCAGCAGUACCGCUGGUACCAGAUGCUGUACCAGGCCGGCGUCUUUGCCUCGCGCUCCUCUCUUCGCUGCUUUCACAUCCAGUUCACGUGGGCCCUGGCCCUGCUGCAGUGCUUCAACCUGGUCUUCCUGCUGGUGGACGUAUGGCUGAGCUUCCUGCCGAGCAUCUACAUCGUCUUCCUGAUCGUUCUGUAUGAGGGGCUCCUGGGGGGUGCUGCCUACGUGAACACCUUCCACAACAUCGCCCUGGAGACCAGUGAUGAGCACCGGGAAUUUGCCAUGGCAACCGCCUGUGUGUCCGACACCUUGGGGAUCUCCCUGUCAGGGCUCCUGGCCCUACCCCUGCACGACUUCCUCUGCCGCCUCUCCUGACACUGGGCUUCUUGGGACACAGGACUCACUGGCAGAUGGGCAGGCCAGACCCCGGGCCCACAGCCCAGGGCCCAGCCAUGAGCUCUGCCCCUGGACUUCCCGGCACAGCUGGGCUGUAGAGAAGCACCAGGUUUCAUCCACCCUUGGUCAGGGGGCAGCAGCUUUCUCCCACUCCACACUGAUCUCUGGGACUUUCUUCUUGGCAUUAUGCCCUUGGAAUAAAUACCUAUAUUUAUUGAUUGA
Myotis myotis is the source of this 2493-nucleotide messenger RNA. It is a transcript of the gene CLN3, whose product is annotated as CLN3 lysosomal/endosomal transmembrane protein, battenin. The transcript has 16 exons. NCBI's taxonomy places the organism in Eukaryota, Metazoa, Chordata, Mammalia, Chiroptera, Vespertilionidae. Gene Ontology annotation, cellular component: membrane; lysosome. The record is from RefSeq and is a predicted model, not a curated record. Gene Ontology annotation, biological process: lysosome organization; lysosomal lumen acidification. Bases 907 to 2250 code for a protein of 447 amino acids.